Molecule: messenger RNA, 2342 nt
Organism: Folsomia candida
Lineage: Eukaryota; Metazoa; Arthropoda; Collembola; Entomobryomorpha; Isotomidae
Product: twist-related protein 1
Exons: 3
Coding region: 614-1681 (355 amino acids)
Biological process (GO): regulation of transcription by RNA polymerase II; developmental process
Molecular function (GO): RNA polymerase II transcription regulatory region sequence-specific DNA binding; DNA-binding transcription factor activity, RNA polymerase II-specific; protein dimerization activity
Source: RefSeq, a predicted model, not a curated record
AAGUCAAACCAUUUUAAAAUGUACAGAACUUUUAGUUCACUCGGAAGCUUGCAUCCGUCCACGUCGUGCCUGAUUUUCUUCCAAGAUUGGAAGCAUGAAAUCUUAUCUUAGUCGUCUCGUUGGCGGAUAAUAAAACGGAUUAAGUUGGAUUUGUAUACAUAACUUGAUAAAUGCAGACAAUUAAUAUUUUAUUUUGAUUGUGUAAAAAAAGUGUGGUAAAAACAAGUCGUUAAAUAUUUAAGUUGUCCCUAAAUUUCUUCUCCUUGGCUUUGAACCAGUCUUAUUCGUGGAGUUGAGUGGCAUCGUCACAGGCCAGAAUCAAAGUCAAUUUAUCAGUUGGGACAUCAGCACUCAUGUUCUCGGUACUCAUAAGAGCUUGUAACCUUCCAAAAAAUCCGAAAUCCUGCAAAGUCAGGCAGUACACUGGCAUCAUUUACUUAAGCGACAAGACCAGGUGGGGGAUUUAGUGGAGGAAGAAUCAUUGCAUUCACAUGCGCCAAGCAGACGACAUAAUAAAUCAGACAAUUUGAGAGAAACUGUACGAAGCGACUAAUCUCGAUUUGAGUGCAAAAAAGUUAGCAAAUCUGAGAAACUUGAAAAUAUCUAAAUUGUAAUGGGGGAUUACAUGAAUUCUGUCGUGCUCAGUGUUAGUGGGGGUGACGUGUCAUCAACCUAUGCAAAUCUGGUGAGUAUGGGGAAUACCCGUGGGGGUGGGGGUGGAUAUACGACAACGGGAGGAGGCGUCACCACGCCCCCGAUGUAUAGUGACAUUCUCAUAAAAUCCGAAUUGGACUCUUAUUCCCCCGCCUCACAUUCUCCAGAAUCUGAACACACCGGGUAUUACCACCACAACAACAAUAAUAACCACCCCUCCUUCCACCACCACCACCACAACAAUCCACAGUUCUCUUUCUCCACAACGACAAAUGGUCACUUUGGCGAUGGGGGAGGAGGAGGAGGGGAAAUAAAUGGUCAUCUGCAGAAUACCCCUCAUCACCAUCAGACCUCCUCCCUCUCAUUGUCGGAAGAAGAAGAAGACACUCUGUCUCAACAAUCGCUUAUCAGUUCUUCAGCCUUAUCACCGGCGGAGGAGGAAGAUGUCAUCAUGGGGCAGCAGCAGCAGCACUACUCACCCCCCAACAAUAAUAACACGAUGGACACGUCCACCAAUAUUCCUACGACGGCUAUUACAACCAAUAUUCUACCAGUGUCAACAACAACCGCCCCUCCUCGAAAGGGGAAAGGAGGCAACAAAGGUGGGGGAAGAAAAGGGAGGAAAAGGAAGAAUCAAAAUCUGUUAGAAUUAUCGGACGAUGGAGGAAUUGAGAACAACAGGAAGAAGCACAAAGUCAGGAGAAAGGCGGCCACUGUGUCGUUUGAGGACUUGCAAAACCAGGUGGGGCAGCGAGUCAUGGCAAAUGUACGAGAACGACAAAGGACACAAUCCCUGAACGAGGCGUUUUCCUCCCUGCGGAAAAUAAUUCCGACCCUUCCUUCCGAUAAGUUAUCGAAAAUCCAGACUUUGAAGCUGGCCAGCAAUUAUAUUGCCUUCCUUUGUUGGGCUUUACAAUGCGACGAAGAAGUUUUGGAGACCAAACUAGCAAAUAAUUCCUUCGUGACGAAUGAAAGGUUCAGCUAUGCCUUCAGCGUUUGGCGGAUGGAGGGGGCCUGGAAAGUAUAAUAAUUACCCCCCCUCUCCCCCCUCUAAUGAAAAACUAAGUGAAAGUGACACAAUUCUCUUCAAUUCUUUCCAUCCAUGAAAACAACACCAUAAAUUUUGAUUGACCAAAGUUAUAUUUCUACAAAUAUUAUCCAUGUUUUAUCAUUCAUUAGUUUUUAAAUUAGUUGAUUACAUUCAAAUAAUUUACAUAUGUAGCUAGUCGUAUACAUUAUUUAUAAAGUAUAGCAAUUUUUACAACAUUCAUACACACACACAAAAUACCCAUCACUUUUAUCGUGUCAGUAUUUCUCUCAUGUCAAUAAUAGUAUAAAUUAUGUAAACAAAAUGCAUGUGAAUUAACUCAACUGUCUGUGAAGAACAAAAAGAAUCUUUCUAACGUGCCUUAAGAAUUUAUUUGUUCAGAAUUUUCGAAAAUUUCCUGUAAUACUUAAAUAUUAACUAAAUAUUGUGGUCUUUUUGUAAUAAGUGUGAUAAGUCCUCAAGAAUAAGAACCAGAUAAUCCACCACAUACAUAUUUAUGCAUAACGUACACAAGUAAAUACAAAACUUCGGUUAAAAAGUACAUAGAUAUUAUGCCUAUUUUUUGUAUGUAACGAAUAAACCCGGUAUAAAAUAAACCCAGGACUGGAAAUAAAUGUCAGACGUUGACUUUUAUUCUGCA